Messenger RNA from Closterium sp. Yama58-4, 366 nucleotides. The record is from the annotation of a GenBank genome assembly. NCBI's taxonomy places the organism in Eukaryota, Viridiplantae, Streptophyta, Zygnematophyceae, Desmidiales, Closteriaceae.
AUGAGCGCCAACUUCAAUGUGGAUGUGAACAUCACAUCGGCGCAGCAGAGGGCGCUCUUCACCUUCACCGUGAAGGCCGUGCCAAAGACCCCAGUGCCCGUCUUCUCCAACUCCUCCUACCGCACCAACUCGGGCCAGCUCGUGGCCACGUUUGCGUGCGUGCCCAAGCCCAUGACCAUGGUUGGCAUCUACCUGUGCACGGCCAGUUCUCUCACCAACCUCACGGUGCCAUUCAGGCCAGUGAACAGGCCCAAGGCGCUGGUGGAUGCGGGGUUCUUCUCGAAUCCCAGCGGCUUCUACUCCACCAUCACUGUGAACGGCGUGACGCUGCGCGGCGGGAUCACGGCCUCUGUUGCUAACCUGUGA